Molecule: messenger RNA, 3025 nt
Organism: Episyrphus balteatus (marmalade hoverfly)
Lineage: Eukaryota; Metazoa; Arthropoda; Insecta; Diptera; Syrphidae
Gene: Dnai2
Product: dynein axonemal intermediate chain 2
Exons: 7
Coding region: 813-2570 (585 amino acids)
Biological process (GO): cilium movement; outer dynein arm assembly
Cellular component (GO): outer dynein arm
Molecular function (GO): dynein heavy chain binding; dynein light chain binding
Source: RefSeq, a predicted model, not a curated record
GGACAUUGAACUUGUUCCAUCCAAAUGAAACCCAGCAACAAAGCGUCACAAUUUAUAAUUUGAUGAGAAGUAAAUUAAACAAAGGAAAAAAAGAAUAAAAAACAAUGCACUAACCAAGUGCAUAUAGUAGCAGGCCACACGAUUAACACCCUCAUUCAUUUUGCAUACAAAUUUACCUCUCAUAUCAAACACCUAAGCCGAUUCCACCCCCAUAUGACAGCUUUAUAAGUGUGUUCGAAAAGAAAGUCCUGCAUACGAUUUAUGUUCUGGGUUGAGGGUUUCGUUUUAAUAGUCAACAAAAAAAUCGAACGAAGAAGAUACCGUCAGUACUCGUUUAACUUGUCAUUGAUCAGGAAUCGCGCUCUAACCUUUUAGAAUGGAGGAUAAAUAUAGAACAAAUGAACAUUGAAGCCUCAGCACGUAAGGAAGGAUUAAGGUUAUAUUAUAAGCUUCAAAAAAAAAACUUGGCUUCUCAGGAUGCUUGGUAAAAGUUGUUUUCAUAAACUCUCAUCCGAAAUCAAAGCAAAACUCAGAGUGCAAUAAAUAUCCAUAAAUUCUAUAUUCAAACCUUGGCAGAAAGAUACUACUACAAGUCUAUGAAUAAAUAUCAUCAGGUGGUUUCUUGAUGAGACAACGGUUACCAAGUAGCUUCUACCAUUUUAUUGAUUAACAAACUUCCAUGGUACACAUAACUUUUUCACAUUUACCUAAAAGGACUUUCAAUUUUACCUCACCAUUUAUCCCAGCAAUCAUAUUAUAACACUUUUGUUUCUGUUUUAUUUCAAAAUUACUAACUUUCAACUUCAGCCACCAUGGAGUACCAAUAUAAAAAAGAACGUCGUUCCUUUGGUCAACAGCAUAGUUUUCAAGAUAAAGAUGAAAUUAUCUUUACCGAAACAUCGAAUCGAGAAAUGUGCAAAGAUUACAUACUACGAAAUCCAGUUGAUCGAAUGACCCAAUUUACAAAUCAAAUGUCUGCCAGUGUGGCUAAUACAGAAAGAGCUACAUUCAAACAUUGUGGCAUAACUCACAAUGAGGGCGGAUGGCCCAAGGACAUCAAUAUGCUAGAUCCUGAACAGACAGUCAGGUAUAAGCGAAAAAUUGAAAAAGACGAAAACUACAUAACUCAAGUUAUGAACUUGACAAAACCCAUGGAGCAUUAUAUUCAUCAGAAUAAUGCAGUCAAUAUCUAUGAGAAUUACUUUGAGGAUUUGGAUCCAGCACCAUUACCAGAACCAUGUCGAUCUCGUACGGUGAAUGUUUAUCGAGAUCCGAAUACUUUUAAAGUUCCAGUGACACAUUUGUCAUGGUCACCAGAUGGUGGUAUAAGGUUAGCAGCUAGUCAUUGUGACAUGAAGUUCCAAGGGGAAAAAUCUGGACAACUAACCAAUUCGUAUAUUUGGGAGAUUGAGAACCCAAAUGAACCGUUGGUUACAUUGGAACCGAAAGUUCCCUGUGUUUGUCUCGAAUAUAAUCAAAAGGAUCCAACAAGUUUGGUAAGUGGGAUGUACAAUGGACAGGUUGCUGCAUGGGAUACACGUCAUGGACGUUAUCCAGUGAUGAUAAGCGAAAGGGAAGUUUGCCAUCGUGAUCCGGUGAAUUCGAUUCUUUGGAAUAACUCCAAAAGUGGCACUGAAUUUUUCUCAGGAUCUUCAGAUGGUCAGGUUCUAUGGUGGGAUACUAGAAAGCUUAAUGAACCAUUAGACAAACUUCUAAUGGAUCCUGUAAGAACAGACGAACAGGAUCUUUCCCGGUCAUAUGGGAUUUCAGUAUUGGAAUAUGAAACAACAAUCCCAACAAGGUUCAUGUGUGGCACAGAAAUGGGAAUGUUGUUUUGUUGUAAUCGCAAGGGCAAGACGCCAAUGGAAAAAAUACAAAUAAGGAUGAUGUGCCAUUUGGGACCAGUAUACGCUAUUACUAGAAACCCGGCAUUUGUAAAGAAUUUCCUAACGGUUGGAGAUUGGACUGCCCGAAUUUGGUCAGAAGACUGUCGGGAAAGUUCUAUUAUCUGGACAAAAAGUAGUGCUGCGAUGUUAACAGAUGGAGCAUGGAGUUACACCAAAGUAUCUCAAUUUUUUGUGACCCGGAUGGAUGGAGUUUUAGAUGCUUGGGAUUUGCUGCAGCAGCAAAAUGAACCGGUUUUAAGUGUUAAGGUAUGUGACGAACCACUUUUGUGUCUGCGGACAAAUGAGAAUGGGAAAUAUGUGAGUUGUGGUAGUCAGAAGGGUGCAACUUUUCUCAUUGAGGUGUCGGAGAAUAUGCAACACUCGUCCAAGAAUGACAAACCAUUGCUUACGGCGAUGUUUGAACGUGAAAAUCGUCGUGAGAAGAUUCUUGAAGCAAAAUCUCGAGAAAUUAAACUUAAAGUAAAGGUCGCCCAUGGACCAGAGCAGGGUGAUCUAACGAUGCUUAACGGCAAAGUAAAUGUGCAACCGUUUAAAAGUGCAUGUGAACAAGCUGAAGCUGAAUAUUUUGCAGCUGUUGAACAAGAAAGACUUCGUCGUAUACCUGGCAACAAGCAGGAUGUGGAUGAGGCUGAUGUGUCGGAAGGUGAAAGUUCGAAAGCUUAAUACUUUGUUGAAAACACCCGCAACUUUUGAAUUUAUUUAUUUAGUGUAUGUUCAUUAUUUAUAGAAGUGUGUUUGAAUUAUUUAAUAAUAUUGUUAAAAAAAAAUUUUAGCUAAUACAAGUUUCUCUAAGAAAAUGCUUCUCUUAUUUCAACAUGAUCCUCCUUGGAAAUAAAUCCGGUAGGAGAUUAUCUCAUGCAUGGUAUUCUUCGACACACAUGUGGCAUGAUUUUUGAACAAAAAACUAAUACUAUGCUUCCAACUACCCUAAAUUCGAGAUUUGGCUAAGUAGAUUUAGAAGUAAUCUCGAGAUUUAUUCUUAAUCUAUUUCGCUAAAUCUCGGAUUUGGGUUCACAUACAAUAAAUCCCAUAGGUAAUUAACAGGGUGAUUUGGGUGAUUCCCUAGAGUCUAGAGGACAAACUGAAAUUUUUUUUUAGGACCAAAAUUAACGGUACCU